AUGUUCACACAUCGGGCGGUAUCUGGAUCACUGGGACAUCCUCGAUGGGGUGUCUGGAAUGCAGCCAGCAAUAGCCUUAUUUACCAAGGGAUGCGUUCGGUUUCCCAUUUGACACAUCAUCCAAGGACCCGAUCAAACGGUCUGACUGGACACAAGCUUUCGAAUCAUCUUUCAUCGGCGCGACGGUUCAGCCAAAGCCCGAAGCAAUAUGCCAAUGGGCCCUCGCCUCCUCGAGGAGGAUUCCCGCUGGGAAACAUAUUCGGACAACAGCCGGAAAGAAAAGCCGGCGAUGCUCUCAAAGAAUUCGGCAUUGAUUUGACCGAGAAGGCUAAAAAGGGCGAACUAGAUCCAUGUAUCGGUCGGACUGAGGAAAUCAAAAGGUCGAUCCAGAUCUUGUCUCGCAGGACAAAGUCCAAUCCUAUCCUCAUUGGCCCAGCAGGAGUCGGGAAAACCGCGAUCAUGGAAGGCCUGGCUCAACGUAUAUUGAACAAAGAAGUACCUGAAAGCAUCCAGGGAAAGCGAGUAAUCUCAAUUGAUCUUGCAACGUUGGUCUCUGGGACUGCGCUUCGGGGUGCUUUCGAGGAAAAGUUUAAAGCUCUGCUGGCAGAUAUCGAGGCCCAAGAGGGAAAAGUUAUCGUAUUUAUUGACGAGAUUCAUACCCUGCUGAACCUCGGCAAGGCAGAGGGCUCAAUUGAUGCGGCCAACAUGAUUAAGCCAGCGUUGGCUCGGGGCUUGCAGUUGGCCGGUAGUACUACCCUGGACGAAUAUCGCAAGAUAGAGAAAGAUCCUGCUCUUGCGAGGAGGUUUCAGUCUGUCCUGGUCAACGAACCCAGCGUAAACGAAACAAUCAGUAUCCUGAGAGGUCUCAAACCCAGAUACGAGGUGCAUCAUGGUGUGAGUAUCUCUGACGGCGCUCUGGUAACAGCAGCCGCAUACUCAAAUAGGUAUAUCUCAGAGCGCUUCUUACCUGACAAGGCUAUUGAUUUGGUGGACGAAGCCGCCUCUUCGCUGAGAUUAUUACAGGAAAGCAAGCCCGACCAGCUCGAAAGCCUUGAACGCCAGAUCACGACCCUGCAGAUAGAGCUCGAAUCCUUAAAGAACGACAAGGAUGAAUACUCUCAGAACCGGAUCACCAAGAUCAAGCAAGAGAUAUCCAAUUGUGAGACAGAAGCUACGGCUCUCAAUGAAAAAUGGAGAAACGAGAAGCAGAAGCUCGACGAAGUCAAGAAUCUCAAAGUCAGGCUUCAAGAUGCUACGAUGGAAUUGGUUGAAGCUCAGAGGGCUCAAAAUUACCAACGGGCUUCAGAAUUAGCUUUUGGCGUCAUUCCCGAGUUAGAGCGAAGCAUCAAGGAAGCAGAAAAGAUGGAAGAUGAGGACGAUAAGGAACUUUCUGAUGCCACUCUCUUGGUCUCCAACCGAGUCACCUCCAAUGACAUUGCACGGGUGGUAGCCAAGAUGACCGGAAUCCCUGUCAGCAACCUGAUCAAGGGCGAACGCGAAAGGCUUCUUAGCAUGGAAUCUGAGUUACGCAAGAGGGUCGUCGGGCAAGACGAAGCCCUUGCAAGGAUCGCUGAUUCUGUUCGACUCACUCGCGCUGGACUCAACCCUCCUACUCGUCCGAUCGCCAGCUUUCUGUUUUUGGGCCCCACGGGAGUUGGGAAGACGGAGCUUUGUAAAACACUGGCGGGCUUCCUGUUUGAUACUCCAAAGUCUCUCAUCCAAAUCAAUAUGUCAGAAUACUCGGAAAAGCAUACAGUAUCUCGCUUAAUCGGAGCAGCUCCCGGCUACGUAGGCUAUGAGGACGCCGGUCAAUUAACCGAGCAAGUGCGGAGAAAGCCGUUCAGUUUAGUGUUGUUGGACGAGUUCGAAAAGGCGCACAAGGAAGUGGCAAACAUUCUGCUUCAGAUUUUGGAUGAAGGCACCUUGACAGACUCACAAGGACGAAAGGUGGAUUUCCGCAACACGAUCAUAGUCCUCACCUCGAACCUUGGGGCGUCAAUCCUCAACCAAUCCGGUGCAAUAGACCGCAAGACUGGACAGGUGACCGAGGCGACGAAGGCGGCCGUCAAAAAAGUGGUCGAAGCGUCCUACCCACCCGAGCUGAUCAAUCGUCUGGAUGAGCUUGUCGUUUUCAACUCCUUGGCCAAGGAGUCCGUCCGCCAGAUCGUCGAUAUCCGGCUACACGAGCUCCAGGCGAUCCUCUCCGACCGACACAUCACGCUAGAAGUGGCCGAUAAGGCUAAGACUUGGCUGGCUGACCAGGGCUACGAUAGCAUCUAUGGCGCGCGUGCGCUGAACAGGACAUUGGCCAAAGAACUACGACAGCCGUUGGCCGCUGCCCUAUUGGAUGGCACGAUUCGUGACAUGGACCUCGUUAAAAUAGAUCUAGCAUCCUCAGGCAAUCAGCUCCAAAUCCCCCAACUCCAUCCAGCAUAUGCUUCGAAAGAUUCCCAUUCCGGUCAUACCACAAAGGAUAAUAAUGAUCAACCUCCAAGAAAAGAGUUGAAAGUGGUUUCCGAGUAA
Puccinia triticina is the source of this 2523-nucleotide messenger RNA. RefSeq lists its product as uncharacterized. The record is from RefSeq and is a predicted model, not a curated record. Bases 1 to 2523 code for a protein of 840 amino acids. Gene Ontology annotation, biological process: cellular response to heat. Gene Ontology annotation, cellular component: mitochondrial matrix; cytoplasm. The transcript is spliced from 14 exons. Gene Ontology annotation, molecular function: ATP binding; ATP hydrolysis activity. NCBI's taxonomy places the organism in Eukaryota, Fungi, Basidiomycota, Pucciniomycetes, Pucciniales, Pucciniaceae.